UUUUAUUUAACGCCGGAAAUUAUCGUGUUUACUGAAAUGCAAUUUGAUUAAUGUAUAUAAAGUAUUUUUCGAUACUAUACGGAGUCGCUAUAAAAGCUGUGAACAUUGGUGAAUGAUUUACAAAUCAUAUCCUCGGCUUUAUAAACAAGUCGAACGCUGAUGACUGAAACAGUUUUCCUGUGGCCACGCCGAUGAAACGGAGAAUGGUCGAUACGUUAAUUCCAUGGAUUAAAAGAAUCCAAAAGUUCUCUGGAGCGUAUUCGAUUUUUGGCUGAAGGGAAAGAACUUGAGAUGAUUAUGACUUCGAAUAAUAUCAAAUUAAGUAAACCGGGGCAAUAAAAAAGAAUCAUACUGUUAAUUGAGGGAGGAGCGUUUUAGAAACAAUCACUCCACUGUAGCUUAGAGGAUACAGAGGGGAGCGGCUUUUGAGAAACCGCCGAUAAAAUGACGUAUAGUGAAAUAAACAUCGAGAUAUGUUUUAGUAAGAUAAGACAUUGAUAGAAACUUCGUGUGCAAGUAUGGCUUUCUUCGUGAGAUCAAACUGUAGAUAAUUGACACGCAACUUUUCUUCAGGUUCUGUGAAACAAAAUGUCAUUCAUGCAGUUUUUAAUAUAAGCGGCGGCAGGACCAAAGGAUUCGCCUCAGAAAUCAUGGAGAAACCGGGAAAUUACGACACCGCAUUUGAUUAUUAUGACUACCCGUAUGAUUACAAUUACACAUACGAGGACAGCAUCAGUUACCAUCCUUUGGACGAACUAAUUCCUAGUGUCACCUUCUAUACCUUGAUUGGUCUGUUCGGAAUAGCGGGGAAUCUUCUGGUCAUCGUGGCGAUUCUUUCUUUUCCUCGAAUGAAGAGCAUUACAAAUAUUUUCUUACUUAGUUUGGCGUCCGCCGACUUAUUGCUGGUUUUAAUCUGUGUCCCGAUCAAGUGUGCAGCGUUUUUCUCCUAUACAUGGCGGAUGGGCGACUUCCUAUGUACCUUCGUGGCCUACAUACAGAACGUAUCCAUGGUGUGUUCCGUGAUGACCCUUACUGUCAUGAGCAUAGAGAGAUUUGUUGCCAUUCUGUAUCCUUUAAGAGCACGAUCGGUCUGUACCAUGAAACAUGCGAAACUUGUAACGAUUCUGAUCUGGAUCGCCUCGUUCAUCAUCGCCGUACCAACAGUGUUCGUUCAGAAGUUGAAAGAAGUGGGUAAUCCACAAAGAACGGCCCACUGGUGCGUAAAGCAGUUCCUGUCGCAUGGUUUUGAGAUAGCGUACGAGGUGUACAUGUUCGUGAUUCUGUUCACCAUCCCGCUGGUAGUCAUGCUGGUGACCUACAUUCGAAUUUCUAUAGAGAUAUGGGACGUGGUAUCCAAACGAGCAGUCCUACGAUCCGGGAGUGAGUACAAUUACUCGUCCAAUCCAAGUAAUGGCGGAAUGGCGAAGGAAUCAUCAUUCUUGACACAAUCCUCUUCGAGAGGAUCUACAAAGGCAGUCCCAAGCACGUUUAGUGAAGACGCGAAAACGAGGAAACAGGUCAUUUUGAUGCUUAUGGUGAUAGUUGUGCUUUUUGCGAUAUGCUGGGGACCAAUUCUGUUGAACAAUUUGUUAGUUGCAGCAAGAGUAAUCAGUGAUUUGCACGAGGGCUUCCUGAAGCCGAUGCGCAUGACCUUCCAUCUCAUGUCAUAUGCAAACAGCUGUAUCAACCCCAUUGUUUAUGGAUUUAUGUCCAAGAACUUUCAAGACAGUUUGAAAAGUGUUUUUAAAUGCUGCAAUUCUCCCCAGACGUAUCGAACAUAUGUAUACAGUACGGACACAACCAGGGCGUCUAUUCUGAAAUCUAGCAACAGCGAGGAGAAGGAUAAUGGUUGCAUGGAAAUGAAUUAAUUAUUUCACAAAGAUGUGUUUAAUCAACAUACAAUGAUUUUAAUGAAUUAAUUAGUUCACAAAGAUGUGUUUAAUCAACAUAACGAUUUUCAAGACAUUGUACAUAACAAUAUUAUACUCGUAACCAUGACAAUAUCAUACUCCUAGAUUUAGCUUGAAGUGUGGUGGCUUAAAAUCUGUUUUACUUUACAAGUACCAUUUUCAUGUAUUAGUGCUGGUUGUUAAUUGACAUAUGAACUUUACUUCUGAACAAAUCUCACUCAGAAUCUGGAAGAUUGAUAGAAACAUUAGGUUAUCUACAAUAGAACUAGUCUUAUCUCACGACACUUUACAUUCUGUUAAACAGCAUACAGGAAUAAAUGUAUUUAUCACUGCAACAACUUUUAUAUCAAGUGCAUGGACUUCUUUUUAUUCUGGCACAUGUUUGUCACUAGUCUAAUAUAAUAGAAUUUUUCUUACAUUUUCAAAUUAUCAUCAUGUCAUGUUGUAAACAACAAGAUACGCUAUAUAUAUAAGUAUUUCUGCCUGUAGAUGUGCUAAUCGUGUUUCAUUACGCCUACUGACUGCUAUUGAUAUCCGUAGCAAAUCUAUUCUGCUCCCUAUUUUGGUGAUCCUCCGAUUUUUGAAGUCCCAUUAAGGAGUUUGCACACAAUACUGAAAAAUAAAUGUAAUUUCUUUGCCUUUGAUUAGUGUUAAUGAAUAAAAUUGACAAGACAUG
Messenger RNA from Ostrea edulis (European flat oyster), 2586 nucleotides. Its product is annotated as QRFP-like peptide receptor. The coding region runs from base 651 to 1868 and encodes 405 amino acids. The record is from RefSeq and is a predicted model, not a curated record. The transcript has 6 exons. Gene Ontology annotation, biological process: G protein-coupled receptor signaling pathway. Lineage: Eukaryota; Metazoa; Mollusca; Bivalvia; Ostreida; Ostreidae. Gene Ontology annotation, cellular component: membrane. Gene Ontology annotation, molecular function: neuropeptide Y receptor activity; peptide binding.